This is a messenger RNA of Chaetura pelagica (chimney swift), 1131 nucleotides long. It is a transcript of the gene SRRM3, whose product is annotated as serine/arginine repetitive matrix 3. The record is from RefSeq and is a predicted model, not a curated record. Bases 1 to 1131 code for a protein of 376 amino acids. The transcript has 11 exons. Gene Ontology annotation, molecular function: mRNA binding. NCBI's taxonomy places the organism in Eukaryota, Metazoa, Chordata, Aves, Apodiformes, Apodidae.
AUGGCUCUCUACAACAAUGGGGCCGACGUGCCUUCACCCCAGGAAGCCUCUAAUGGCUUCUCCCAGCCCAGUGCCUCGGGGACAUGGCACAAGGGGGAGGAGGAGGUGAAGGUGGUGGAGCCCAGCCUGGUGAAGAAGGCUCACCGGGAAAUCCUGGACCACGAGCGCAAGCGGCGGGUGGAGCUGAAAUGCAUGGAGCUGCAGGAGAUGAUGGAGGAACAGGGGUACUCUGAAGAGGAGAUCAGGCAGAAAGUGGGGACCUUUCGGCAGAUGCUGAUGGAGAAGGAAGGUGUGCUCACCAGGGAGGACCAGCAUGGGCGCCAGAUGUUGAAAAGGCGUUCGAGCAGCUCCACUUCUCCUCCACCCAAGAAGAAAAAGAAGAAGAAAUCGGGUCACCGCCGGAGCCGCAAAAAGAGGAAACCUGGCUCGGAGCACAGCUGUGACAGCUCCUCACCCAUCCGCAAGGAAAAGAAAAAGAAGACUGGGAAGAAACACAGACGUGACAGGUCUGAGUCUGGGUCACGAAAGAAGAGAAGACACAGGUCCCGAAGCCCCAAGAACAAACGGAAAGAGAAAAACAAGGAACGCAAGAGGUCAGGCUCAGCGUCCCCCUCUCCACGGACCCACUCCAGGACGGACCCUCCGUCCCCCCGGAGGAACCGACACGGUGCCCGCAGUUCCCGGUCUCUCACACCGGAUCGGACCAAGCACGGGGUGAAGGAGAGACACCACCGGGGCCGGCCCAACAGCAGCUCGGAGUCGUCGGCCAAGCAUUCCCGGCACGUCUCGGAGCGCAGGAAGAGCCCCUCGCCCAGCCCCGGCCAGCGCAGCAGCUCCUGGAGCUCCAGCGGGUCCCUCUCCAAAUCCCGCUCCCGCUCCCGGGAAAAGAGGCUGGGACGCAGCCGCUCCCGUUCGCCCUCGCCCAAAAAACCUGCCAGCAGAGAGAAGGACAGCGAGCCCCGAGCGCGUCACGGCGAGCCCGACCCUGCCCGCGCCCGGCGCCGCUCCCGGAGCUACUCCCCCAUCAGGAAGAGGAGACGGGACUCCCCCAGCUUCAUGGAGCCCAGGAGGAUCACGAGGUGGGUGGACACUGCCUCAGGCACCGACGAGCCGCAGCUCGUCCCCUGCUAA